AUGGCUCGCGCUGCUGGAUUCCCAGUGCCACUGGUGAUUUCGUACGGCGAACAUGGCCUAGGUCCUAAGAUGCCACCUGUGUUGGUAUCCAUCCUCAUGACACGAGUGCCUGGGAAAACCUUAGGCACAGUGCACGACAGCUUUUCCCCAAGACAACGACAGACCAUCUGCGAGGAGAUGCGAAUAAUGCUAGGCAUAAUGAGGGCAUGGAAGCACCCAUGGGGCGAUGGACGCAUAUGUUCGGUCAUGGGUACGCCGAUUCAAAGUCCACGAGUGCCCUUGCACGAAAUCGGACCAUGCGCGUCGGAGUCGGAUUUCAACAGGGACCUAAUUUGCGUUGCGUCUCCACACUCUUAUACUGUCCGAUGGUCAUUCGAGAAGGCACUAGCACGAGCGAAGAAGAUCAAUUCAAUGCCUCAUUCCAUUGUGUUCAGUCACGGACAUCUGAUGCAUCACGAUAUCAUGGUCUACGAUGGACACGUUUCUGGCUUCAUCGACUGGGAAUCUACGGGCUGGCUUCCGGAAUAUUGGGAAUUGACAACGGCGACGAUGGGAUGCUGUGAUGACUUUUGGUGGGUUGCGUUCAUGCAACAAGCGAUUGGGAAGCGGUACUUGGCCGAGAAGGAUUGCGAGAGGGCGCUGAUGGGACUGACGUCGGACUCGUAUCUUGGGUAG
Molecule: messenger RNA, 675 nt
Organism: Aaosphaeria arxii CBS 175.79
Lineage: Eukaryota; Fungi; Ascomycota; Dothideomycetes; Pleosporales
Exons: 1
Coding region: 1-675 (224 amino acids)
Source: RefSeq, a predicted model, not a curated record